Messenger RNA from Dothidotthia symphoricarpi CBS 119687, 1530 nucleotides. Its product is annotated as acyl-CoA N-acyltransferase. Bases 351 to 1148 code for a protein of 265 amino acids. NCBI's taxonomy places the organism in Eukaryota, Fungi, Ascomycota, Dothideomycetes, Pleosporales, Dothidotthiaceae. The record is from RefSeq and is a predicted model, not a curated record. Gene Ontology annotation, molecular function: acyltransferase activity, transferring groups other than amino-acyl groups. The transcript is spliced from 3 exons.
CUAGUCUACUUCGCCACGUGCUCCAUCAUCUGUCAUGGGGUUACCUGUAACAUGGAAGGUGGAGUGAAGGGACUUAUAUGGUUCACUUUGGCUCACUUUGGCUCACUUUGACUCUCCAUCCCACAAAACUCCUGGAAUAUGGUGUCGACCUAUGCGUCACAUUAAUAUGAUCAGGGAUCCACGCAUGGUAGCAAUAAGCGAGUGGGGAGCCAAAAGCGGGUGGCACGGCUUAUGGUGGGGCAGCAGGCAACUACGAGAUACCACUUCAUACUUGAAACCUCUCACUACUCUCGCCGACUCUUACAAUUACAUUCUUGAAAAGCAUAGCGUACAUUCCAGAACUCGGUAUAAUGGCUCAGAAAAAAGCGGACUUCAUCAAAGUGCCCACCGGGCCAAGCGGCUUCCAAACAAUGCCCGUGGAGCCUGACAAACGCCUUCCUGACUCAGAGAUCAGUAUUCGAAUGUGUAAUGAGGGUGACGCCGAAAAGAUUGCAGAAGGACUUUACGUGUGCUUCCCAGAGGAUUGGUGGGCGGCGAAAGAGCCCCUCGAGCUCCGUCCACCUCAGCAAAUUACGCGCGUCCAGCGCCUAGCCAAGCGUCUACGUCCUUCCCUCACUACCCCGUAUAUGAAUUGGGUAAAAGCAGUUCUCACUUCCACUGGCGAGAUGGUCGGCGUCGCCGGGUGGCAGUUGCCCACCAACCCGGACGUUCACAACAUCUUCCGCCGUAGCGCAAUCGAGCACUACGGCUGGAAAGACUCCAUGGGCUGGACCGACGAGGAGAUUGAGGAGAUGUGGGCGCAUGUCAGUGAUGAGCAUUGGAACGUUUCGUUUGCAGCAGUUGAUGGGAUCCGGCGCGAAGUGAUGGGUGACGAAAAGCAUUGGUUUCUGGCGCCGCUGCUUACCUGGCCUGAGUACCAGGGACGGGGCGUGGGAAAAAGGCUGAUGAACUGGGCCAUGGAGCAGGCAGACGCCACAGAUCCAGUCACCCCAAUGUACUUGGAGAGUAGUCCAUCAGCUAGAGCGGUGUACAUGCAUUGUGGGUUUGUGCCGCAGGGGACUUACAAUUUCGUAAGGAGGGGUCCAGCAAUUGUAAAGGGAUUAGACACAGGCGAAGAAAACGUACAGAAGGAUAAGGAGAGUACGUAGAAAGAAAUACGUCGAAAGCAAAUGUUACAUUUCAAAGGACAUUCGCUAAGAGAUCUUAGAUAGACGUAAGAGUAAGGGAACUUCUGGUAUAGCUCAUGAGGAUGUUGAGUCUAUAGCGCCUAAAUACGCGCUCCCUAGCUGCAACUGUUAGGUAGGAUGCAUAAAUGGGCCGACAUAGCGUACAUGCAGAGCCUAGAAGGGGAGAGAUCGCCCUGCAAUUUUGGACGUUACACGGUGAAAUUGAAAAGCAUUAGUACAUUGCUUGUUUAUUGUUGCUCCUGCGAACGUGGUUUAUCAAUCGAAUAUGAUAGUACACUAUGCUAUACCUAGCCGGUUAUGGAGCCUUUUGUCCAAGGCAUUAAUAUCACAAGUAUUCAACCAG